Miscanthus lutarioriparius is the source of this 1215-nucleotide messenger RNA. The record is from the annotation of a GenBank genome assembly. Lineage: Eukaryota; Viridiplantae; Streptophyta; Magnoliopsida; Poales; Poaceae.
AUGGCUGCCGCCGCGCGCCCCCUGGUCUCCGUGAGGACCCUGGAGGGCGACAUGGCCACAGACUCCGCCGGCGUCCCGCUGGCGGACGUCCUCCGCGCGCCGAUCCGCCCGGACAUCGUCCGCUUCGUCCACAAGCUGCUGUCCUGCAACAGCCGCCAGCCCUACGCGGUGUCGCGUCGCGCCGGCCACCAGACCUCCGCGGAGUCCUGGGGCACGGGGCGUGCGGUGUCCCGUAUCCCCCGCGUUCCUGGCGGUGGUACCCACCGUGCCGGCCAGGGAGCCUUCGGCAACAUGUGCCGUGGCGGACGCAUGUUCGCGCCCACCAAGAUCUGGCGCCGUUGGCACCGCCGCGUCAACAUCCACCUCCGCCGUGUCGCCAUCGCCUCGGCCCUCUCCGCCACCGCCGUCCCGUCCCUCGUCCUCGCCCGCGGCCACCGCGUGGAGUCCGUCCCCGAGCUUCCGCUCGUCGUUUCCGACUCCGCAGAGUCCAUUGAGAAGACCGCCCAGUCCAUCAAGAUGCUCAAGCAGCUCGGUGCCUAUGCCGAUGCUGAGAAGGCCAAGGACUCUGUUGGCAUCCGCCCCGGCAAGGGGAAGAUGCGCAACCGCCGCUACAUCAACCGCAAGGGACCCCUCGUUGUCUACGGCACUGAGGGCUCUAAGAUCGUCAAGGCCUUCCGCAACCUCCCUGGCGUUGAUGUUGCCAAUGUCGAGCGUCUCAACCUGCUCGACCUCGCCCCUGGUGGCCACCUUGGCCGGUUCGUCAUCUGGACUGAGUCCGCGUUCAAGAAGCUGGAUGAGGUGUACGGUACCUUCGACACGCCAUCGGCGAAGAAGAAGGGUUUCGUGCUCCCGAGGCCCAAGAUGGCAAACGCUGAUUUGUCCAGGCUGAUCAACUCUGACGAGGUGCAGUCAGUGGUGAAGCCCAUCAACAAGGAGGUGAAGCGUAGGGAGCCUAGGAAGAACCCGCUGAAGAAUAUGGCUGCAGUGCUCAAGCUGAACCCGUACCUCGGUACUGCACGCAAGAUGGCAGCCCUAGCAGAGGCAGCGCGUGUCAAGGCCAGGAAGCAGAAGCUUGACUCCAAGAGGACCAAGCUCAGCCCAGAGGAGGCUUCAAAGGUUAAGGCUGCUGGAAAGGCGUGGUAUAAGACCAUGAUCUCAGACAGCGACUACACGGAAUUUGAGAACUUCACCAAGUGGCUUGGUGUUACACAGUGA